GCCUAGAGAAACUUGUGCGGGGCCAUUUUCGGGGCAGUAAGAUCGAGCGAGGAGCCCGAGAGCGAGCGCGCAGCCCGAGAGCUCGAGCCGCCUCCGCCGCGAGACGCCCCCCGGCCGCCGCCGCCGCCUGCGCCGCGCGAUCCGCACCGGCCCCCCGAGAGCGAGCCCCGGAGCCGCGCCCGCCCGCCGCGCUAACCGCCCACCAACCGCCGCCGAGGCGCCCGAGCGAGAGCAGACGAGGCGGCAUGAGCGAAGCGGGCGAGGCCACCAGCACCACCACCCCCGGCGGCGGCGGCAGCAGCAGCCUCCCGCAGGCUCCGGCGGAGGCGGCCCCCGCGGCGCCCCAGGACCCCGCGCCCAAGAGCCCGGGGGGCAGCGGCGCGCCCCAGGCCGCGGCCCCCGCGCCCGCCGCCCUCGCCGCGGGAAACCCCGGUGGGGACGCGGCCCCCGCAGCCACGGGCACCGCGGCCCCCGCCUCUUCGGCCCCCGCCGGCGGUGAGGACGCGGAGAAAAAAGUUCUCGCCACCAAAGUCCUUGGCACUGUCAAAUGGUUCAACGUCAGAAAUGGAUAUGGAUUUAUAAAUCGAAAUGACACCAAAGAAGAUGUAUUUGUACAUCAGACUGCCAUCAAGAAGAAUAACCCACGGAAAUACCUGCGCAGUGUAGGAGAUGGAGAAACUGUAGAAUUUGAUGUGGUUGAAGGAGAGAAGGGUGCAGAAGCAGCCAAUGUGACUGGACCAGACGGAGUUCCUGUAGAAGGAAGCCGUUAUGCUGCUGAUCGGCGUCGAUACAGACGUGGUUACUAUGGCAGACGCCGUGGACCUCCCCGUAAUUACGCUGGGGAGGAGGAGGAGGAAGGGAGCGGCAGCAGUGAAGGAUUUGACCCCCCUGCCACUGACGGGCAGUUCUCUGGGGCCCGGAGUCAGCUGCGCCGCCCCCAGUAUCGCCCUCAGUACCGGAGGCGGUUCCCGCCUUACCACGUGGGACAGACCUUUGACCGUCGCUCACGGGUCUUUCCCCAUCCCAACAGAAUGCAGGCCGGUGAGAUUGGAGAGAUGAAGGAGGGAGUCCCAGAGGGGACACAGCUGCAGGGACCGGUUCAUCGAAAUCCAACUUACCGCCCAAGGUACCGGAGAGGCCCUCCUCGCCCCCGACCUGCCCCAGCUGUUGGUGAGGCUGAAGAUAAAGAGAACCAACAAGCAGCCAAUGGUCCAAACCAGCCAUCUGCUCGCCGUGGAUACCGGCGCCCAUACAACUAUCGGCGUCGCCCCCGUCCUCCUAAUGCUCCUUCACAAGAUGGCAAAGAGACCAAGGCAGGUGAAGUUCCAUCUGAGAACCCCGCUCCAGCCACCGAGCAGAGCAGUGCUGAGUAACACCAGGCUCCCCAGGCACCUUUACCAUCACCAGGUGACCUAAAGAAUUAAUGACCAUUAGAAAAGAUAAAGCAUAAAGCAGACCGUGACCUUACCAACACCAAAGAAACAUCCAAGCAAUAAUGUGGAAGACUAAUAACCAAGAUGUGGACAUUAGAAUGUUUACUAUUAUUCUUUAUGAAACAACUACAAAAGAAAAAUGUCAGCCAAUAUUUCUAGCAAGCUGAGAUCCCGGGAAUACCUGCACAAAAGACAAGAGAGCAACCUCCCCAGUUUCAGCAACCACUAGGUUUAUAUUUUUUUCCUGGUUUUUACUGUUUUGGUAAUAUGAAUUGAAAGAAGAAAUAUUAAUACCACAUGGGGGGAACCCCAACCAAAGAAAUCUGAAAUAUAUAGUAAAUGCUUUUUUUUCCUUUUUUGUUCAUUUUGGAUGCUGGUGCUAAACUUCCAAGUGUCGUGAUUUAAAAAGAAAUUUUAUGCCCUUCUUAUUUAUUUCUAGGAUGAGGGGAGGAUAACAUUUUUGCUUUCUUAUGUGACUCUUUAAAAAUGUGCAGUAUGAAGUUCCUCAAGAAUAAAAUUUUUACCCUUGAAAGGAA
Molecule: messenger RNA, 1969 nt
Organism: Nyctereutes procyonoides (raccoon dog)
Lineage: Eukaryota; Metazoa; Chordata; Mammalia; Carnivora; Canidae
Gene: YBX3
Product: Y-box binding protein 3
Exons: 10
Coding region: 246-1373 (375 amino acids)
Biological process (GO): regulation of gene expression
Cellular component (GO): nucleus
Molecular function (GO): nucleic acid binding
Source: RefSeq, a predicted model, not a curated record